AUGGGAAGGCUGAUAUCAGACAUUCUGACUGAGAGUGGUCUGAUUGAUACUCUGAGAGCAGCUGGCUCCAUUCAAGAUCUGACUACUAUUAAUGGGAGUACUCUGGAUGCCCACACUCUGAGGAGAAUGCAGUUGAUUGGAAAGGUGACUUCUACUCCAACAGUGAUUCCUGAUAUUCUGACCAGAAGAAAUCCAGUUGUUGAUUUUCCUCUAAUUUUCAAGGAAGAACUAUCAGAAUCUGUCCAACUCUAUUUGGAGUCCUGUGUAAGAGACCAAUCAGAAGUUGAUCCUUCUUGGAUUCGAGGAAGAAAUCCUCCAUCUUUGGAUGAGUUAAUCAAAAGGGAUAAGAAGAAGAAAGAGAAGAAGAAGAAGAGAAAGGUUACUGGCGAAGGUCCUGCUGCAAAGAAAGCUAAGAAGCAGAAGAAACCUUCGGGUAUUGUUAUCUCUGACUCUGUACCUGUUAAUAGUUCUGAACAAGUAUCAACAGAAUCUCUCAAAAUUCCCAGAACUUCUGAACAGUUUCAGAAGUUAAUAGAAGAAAUUGGUAAUGUAGACACUUCUAGUUUACAUUCUUCUUCUGACCUUCCCCCUCAGCAAAAACCACCAUCUUCUGAAAUUCCAUCUUCUUCCACCACCACAAAAAGAAAACGCCCACUUCAUUCUGAACCAAUUAUAAACCCCAAACCACUAAAUGUUUUCUUUCCACCAAUUCCAUCUAAAAAUAUAUUCUCCACUAAUCAACCAACCUCCUCUAUUCCUAAACCAAUCUCACCAAUUGCUGACCCUUCAUCACCAUCCACAUUUUCUGACCCUAUUGUCGUAGUCUUAGAUUCUGACAAUGAAGUUGAAUCAUUCCUUCAACCAUCCUCUUCAAACACCUCUUUCUUGUUUGAUAGAGUUUCUGAACCAUACUCGAUCUUUCAACCAGAAUCUCCAAUCACCCGUCUCAGAACCAACCCUCCUAAACCUUCUGUUGAUAUACGUUUUGAAUUAUUAAAAUAUAAGGCAGAGUUUCUAGACCUCCAGAAGGAUUGUCUUGCUGCUGCUCCUGGUCCUGCUGGACUAGCUCUGGAGUAUGUUGCUGGCAUUAAUUCUCAUCCUAUUUCUGACUGGAAGCCUCUGGAAGAAGCUCCCUUUGUGGAUGAAAUGGAAGUGGAUAAUCCUUUGCCUCUGAUUGAGUAUCCUCCUAAAGAAGACCCUGCUGAAGAAGAGCAACAAGUUACUGAAGAGCAACAAGGUGAAGCUAUUCCUGUUGAAGAGGAACCUAUUGCUGAUAAUCAGAUGAUUCCAGCUUCUGAUGUUCCUACUUCUUCUGUUGGUCCUUCUACAUCUGUUUUGAUGGAGACUCUAAAGGAACUCCAAGUGAAUCAAUCUUCUGUGUUCACUCGUCUGGACAAGCAAGAUGAAACCAAUGAGGAAUUCAAAUCUUGGAUGCAGAGAACAGAAGAAUCCUCCAAGAAGCAAGCUGAAGACACUGCUGAGAUUAAGAACCUUUUGGUAGCCUUAGCCUCUAAGUCUAGCCAGUCGUAA
Vicia villosa (hairy vetch) is the source of this 1530-nucleotide messenger RNA. RefSeq lists its product as uncharacterized. NCBI's taxonomy places the organism in Eukaryota, Viridiplantae, Streptophyta, Magnoliopsida, Fabales, Fabaceae. The record is from RefSeq and is a predicted model, not a curated record. The transcript is spliced from 3 exons. The coding region runs from base 1 to 1530 and encodes 509 amino acids.